Molecule: messenger RNA, 264 nt
Organism: Rotaria sp. Silwood2
Lineage: Eukaryota; Metazoa; Rotifera; Eurotatoria; Philodinida; Philodinidae
Source: the annotation of a GenBank genome assembly
AUGACUAAAAGUGAACCUGACAAGCUAAUAAGUAAUGCAUCAACUACAUGGAAACAAGUUGGAAUUACAAUGGCUGGUGAUGAUAAAGUAAAAUUUGAAAGUGAUAAGGAACUUAGCAAUUCAUAUGAUCUUGCAUUCAACAGUAAAAAUCAAUAUUUUUAUGUAGCAGAUUAUGACAAUGGUCGUAUUCAACGCUAUUCACUUAAUAGUGAUAGUAAUCAUACCGGUGUAACUGUAUUAAAAUUAAAUAACAACACUGACUAA